UGGAGAAACACGCGAUUCCACAGUUCUGAUACAACUCUAUACUGACCAGUUGGGACUAAACAGACUUGAACAGAGUAAGUGUGACUGCGGUACAGGCUGUAAAUACACACGCUGUUGAUUAGUGUGUAAACUUACCUGUCAGUACUUAAAAAUGCAGAGGAGUGCUUCGUCUGUGAGAUUUGGAGUGAGCUUCAUGUCGGCAGAGGGUACCGCUGGGAAUGGAGGACGGCCGUUUACAUACCGGAACGGACCCGGACCCUGGCCCGGUGUUGCGCUGUCGGUCCUGGCGUCCUCUGCUGCUGUGGCCGCGGUCGGUGGUUUCUCUGCCCUCCUCUACCCAAUCCUUACAGAGCUGCGGGCAGAGAGAGUGAGGGGAGAGGAUGGCACUGAUGAGAGGCUGUUGGGUUUCUGGAGCAUCCUGGUGUUGUCAGUAUUAGCAGGAUGUAUCUGCUGUAUAUUCUCAUGGACUCUGACCUACCUUGACUCCUACCAGCCUGGCAUGGGGUUGCCAACACUACUGACACUGUCCUACUUGAGAGAUUUAUCGGCCCAUGGUUUCCACAUGUGUUAUGGUGUUGCUGUCCUCAAUGGCAUCAUGGCCAUGCUCACUGUCAUCUGGAGCCUCACCUGACCCAUCUCUCUCUCUCGCGCACACACACACGUUAACAUUAAGUGUCUUAGCAUGUUGUUGGACCACCAUGUGCAACCAGAACAGUUUCAUUGCACAUUGGCAUUGAUUCUAAAGUCUUUGAACUCUACUGGAGGGAUGAAAACCUUUCUUUCAAAAGAUAUUCCCUCAUUUGGUGUUUUGAUGAUGGUGGUGGAGAGCGUUGUCUAAUACAUCGGUCCAAAAUCUCCCAUAGGUGUUCAACCGGAUUGAGCUCUGGUGACUGUGAAGACCAUAGCAUAUAGUUAGCAUCAUUUUCAUACUCGUCAAACCAUUCAGUGACCCCUCAUGCUUUAUGGAUAGGGGCAUCAUCAUCCUGGAAGAGACCAAUCCAACUCCCAUCAGGAUAGGAUAAAUGUUUCAUCAUAGGAUAGAGGUGAUGAAUCAGAACAACUUUAUAUUGAUUUGCAGUGAACCAUCCAUGACAAGUGGACCCAAACCAUGCCAGCAAAAUGCCCCCUACAGCAUAACAGAGCUACCAGAUCCACUCAUUGUAGGGAUCAAGCAUUCAGUCCUGUAUGAAUUUUUCCUUUAAUUUGAAACAGUGUGGUGUAAAGUUUGGAUGACAAUUAUUAAUAAUGAAUAAUGAUGUUUGCUAAUUGUGUAUUUGAUUGUUGUCUAUUAUUUGCUAAAGAUAAUCAAAACUGAGGGCAUUAUGUUAAAAGAAGAGAUGUGAUUCUGCACUUACUGAGUAAUAUAUAUAUAAACUACAAUGCAUGUGAUUAAAUACCACACUUUUAUUAUUAUUAUUUUUAAAAAGAAUGCAGUAAGAAAAAGGUAAUUGAACAGUAUUAAAAUUGAUAUGGCCUGUAGUGAAUAUAGUUUAAAGUAACUGAGCAGCAGCUGAAUGAGCUGUGGGAAAUCCCCUGUAGAAAAAACUGAAGUCUGAGGGCAGCGUUUCAAAGCUGCUGAUGUAGCAAAAAUUCAUGCCCAUCAGGAAGUCCCGGCAAAACCGAAAAUUGGACGGAGCAGCUGCCAAAAGUGAAGAAGUGGGCAUCGUAGUGAUCGGUGCCAAAAUGUUGUUUUGAAAGAAAGAUGAUUGGUUGAAAGUGACUUAACUAUGGGGGAGUUCACACUUUCCCACCUUGGUCAGCAAAAUUAGAAGUAUAAAAAGUAACUUUUAGCUGAGAUUAUUGUAUCAUUUCAGCAUAGACGCUUUCUGUGUAUGUUUUGGUUCCGGGGUCUGUUGCUGGCAAUAAAACUCUUAACUGCACUCAGCUGGAUGACUC
This is a messenger RNA of Scomber scombrus (Atlantic mackerel), 1896 nucleotides long. It is a transcript of the gene arl6ip6, whose product is annotated as ADP-ribosylation factor-like 6 interacting protein 6. Lineage: Eukaryota; Metazoa; Chordata; Actinopteri; Scombriformes; Scombridae. Bases 152 to 631 code for a protein of 159 amino acids. The transcript is spliced from 4 exons. The record is from RefSeq and is a predicted model, not a curated record.